GUGGGUGUGACCCCGGGCCCGGGCCCGGCAGCAGGAGCGGCAGCUGCUGGAGCGGGUCAUGUUGUUGUGACACGCGCAGAUGGUGUGUCCGAGGCCGCUUCAAGGCAACCUCUCGCCGCCACUCGCCAUGUCCGAGAGGAGAAGCACUGGCCAACCAAAGGGGACCACAUUAUCGGCUGAAGUUGAGCCAUUCGUGCCAAAACAAAGGUUGACAGAAGUGGGAGUCCAGUGGCCUGAACCUUCCUCAUCUGUCACAGUGCCUGGUUACUUGAUGACUUGCUAUCCAUUUGUUCAAGAACCCCAUGUAAUACAUAAGCAGCAUUUAUGCAAACAAAGUGAUUCCUGCAGAAAUGCUUUCCAAACAUCCUAUCCAUCGGCAGAUUAUUCAGUGCAUUACUCCCGUGAACAAUUGACUUCGGAUUCUUCUUUGAAACCAUACACACAAAUAUCCGCACAAUGUGAUCCCACGCACGCUUCAAAGCACAAGUACAGUGGCAGUACCCGAGGCAGUCAGCAGAAGCAGGUUUGCCAACCAGACACCUGUUUGCCUGUUCAGGUGGAUGUUAAAGAGAAGGAGAGACCUUGUUCAAGCCCAUCAUCUUCUAAGGAGGCAAGGUCCAAAAAAGAGUUAAGAAUCCAGGAGCAAAACAUUCAAAGUGUGCGUGAAGUCACAGAAGCUGCUACAGGUGAACGUCUGCAAAGGACUGCUCUGUUUAGAGAAAAUACAACCAAAUCUGAAAAAAAUCAGUACAACAGCCCUCAGCACAGCAAAUCCAAGCUACUUCGGAAAAUUCAAAAUAUAUCUGAGCCCAAGACUUCUGACACAUUUGACGUUGCAUUAAGUGAUUUUCCCUUGCUACAGAGCACAGUAAGAUGUGAUAUUACGCAAUGUAACUAUGACCUCAAAGAUUCUCAGGUAUCUACCCUGCCUUCCAGUGAAGGCUCCCAGCACACUUCCAAACUAUGGUGCACAGAUAAUACUACAAGCACGGGUGAGGAAUUGGGAAAAGCCCAGCGAUAUGUAUUUUCCAAUAUUCAAAAGGAAUGCUCGGUCUCUGCCCUCGCUACUAUUACAGAAACAUCAAAGGCUCAGUCUACGGUGGCUGCGACUCCACCUACAUCAUCGUGGGCGAGCAUUGUUUCACAAACACCAAGGAGACCAGUUACCAGUUCAGCUUCACCAAAGGCACAUGCACGUAACAUUGCUAAGAGUGAAGUUGGUGAACAAUCGAAAACAUCGGGAAAAAUGAAAAAGAAGAAAAAGAAAUCCAACAUUUUGGAUGCUGUUCCAAAACCUGAGGAAACCAAGAUCACUGUGCAAGAACUACCUCGAUUUGAGGAUGAUGAAGAAUUUCCAGAUCUAGCAUCAGCAAAAAGCAAUUCAGACAAAGCCAGCAAUCCUGGACAAAAUAAAAUCCUUUACUACAAUCAGGUUACCAGGAGUCAAUUAGAGUCUUCAAUGAAUGGCACUUUAAGUGUGACAGAGUCCUCCUCUACAGCUCCCGACGUAGAUCAGAAACCAGUCCAAAUUCUGAGAAAAGAAUCUGCUGGAGUUAAAGUGCCCCGCAGUGCACAGAAGAAAUCUAUGGAAGCCCCGAAGAAAAGCAGUAAAAAGAGUGAAAUACCAGUGACGCUGGAUUUUGGUAACAUGCUGGCUGUGUUAGAACAAAGGCAGCAGGAAAAGACGACCAAACAGACCCCUAAGCCCAUAGUGUUCACAGUUGGUGGUGCACUGGUUCCCAAAGAUUCCACAACAUCGAAGAGGCAACCUCAACACUUGAACCGGGAUAAGAUGCCUCAUAAUCCCUUGGACUCUAGUGCUCCUUUAGUUAAACGUGGAAAACAAAGAGAAAUCCCAAAGGCUAAGAAACCAACACCACUCAAAAAGAUUAUUCUGAAGGAAAGAGAAGAAAGAAAGCAACGCCGCUUACUCGAAGAGAAGGGAUUGAUCCCACCGUGUUGCAGUAUUGCACCUCAUCAAGAGCUGGAUUCGGAGGAGAAUACGAAUACAGACACAGAAAACAUAAAAGCCGAAUUAAACGAUUCUACAGAAGAUUUGGUCAAUUUCACAUCGUCGCCAUCUGAAGAAAAUUUACAAUCCAUUUCUGAUACGCAAAAGACUUCUGAAGAAACCAAUACAGCAGAUGUUCUGGUGAAUCCCAAUCGUCCCAAGAUUCACAGUAGACGAUUCAGAGAAUAUUGCAGCCAGGUUCUUAGUAAAGAUGUUGAUAGCUGUGUAACAGACCUUCUGAAAGAACUUGUCCGUUUUCAAGAUCGCUUGUACCAAAAAGAUCCAAUCAAAGCUAAGAAAAAACGUAGGAUUGUUAUGGGACUGAGAGAAGUUUUGAAACACCUGAAGCUGAAGAGGCUAAAAUGCAUCAUCAUCUCGCCCAACUGUGAAAAAAUACAGUCCAGAGGUGGCUUGGAUGAUGCACUGCAUAAUAUCAUCAGCAUUGCUUGUGAACAAGAGAUUCCAUUUGUAUUUGCUCUCAAUCGCAAAGCUCUGGGCCAAUGUGUGAAUAAACCAGUUCCUGUUAGUGUGCUUGGAAUCUUCAGUUACGAUGGGGCUGAGAACCAGUUUCAUCAAAUGGUGGAGAUCACUGAAGAAGCCAGAAAAGCCUAUCAGGAAAUGCUGGACGCUCUGCAACAGGAACUUGAGGCAGAUGAAGAAAAGGGAGAUUCAGAGGAACAGCCAUUAAUUUCAUCUGAGAGCAGCACUAUUCAUUUCAACAACGUGACCUCUCAACCUUUCUCUGAAGCUGAUGAACCUGAAUAUGUCACUACAUGGAGAAACCUGCUCAAGAAUCAGUGUGAUCCAAGUCUUUGAGCUGCUGAGAACAAACACCUUCAUAGCCUCUCUACCAUGGCUCUGAAGAGGACGCUAGUAACUCUUUACAGUUUUUCAGGAAAUAUCAAAGUUUUGAAUGUAGUUUCUAGUCACACUGGAACAUGUCAUAUGGCUGUCACCUAUCCAAAGCAGAAUUUGGGUAAUUUGUGCAGUGAAUAGUAAUUAAAAUUUAUCCUUAACAAAAACUCCAUCCAGGUUAUUGUCUGAGUGAAAGUAAACUUAAUUUAGCUGCACCUCAUUUUGACAAAAUUCUGAUUUAUUGGCUUUAAGGUCUGUUUAAUUAAGCAGUAGUGAAAGUAUGUGCAAGGAGUGAGGAUUGGCUGGACACAAAGCUUGAGAAUGGUGGGUGACUGAAAAUUGAUUCAGUGUCCCCAAGACCAUAGUCUGGCAUUUCCUGUGUAUUUGUUUCCCCUGUUUUCUGGAAUCCCUUGAUCACUUUACUAUAUGUCCUGCCCCAGCAUGAUGGUUUCUUCAGGUGAAAUCCCUGCCUGUACAUUGCUAUCAGGUGAGAAAUUCCAAGCGUAUUCAUUUUAAUGCCACUUUUGCUCAAGUCUAAAUUAAAUAAUCAAUUUACAUCAAUGUCAUCCUUUCCACUCAGAAUUUGGUUCAGCAUUCUCUUGUAAGAACAAGUUAAAUUGCAGAAAUCUGCCUCCAUAACUGAGCGGGUUAAGUACUGGAAUCAUCAUUGUUGCUUUUUCCUGAACCUUUCUGAAGCUUUAAUUUCUUUUUUGAAGGUUGAGUGCCCAAAAUAUUCCAAAUGCAGCUAUUCCGGUAACCUAUAUGAAAUUAUAACUUAUUUGUCAAAUAUCCUUGAAAUAUUUCCUAGUACUGUACAUGUUCUGGCAGCCUCACAUUGACUGGAUACUUCUAGUGAAAGAUCAAUGAAUGCUCCCAAGUCCUUUUUCUACUUUGCUGAUGGACAUCCCUUCAAGUACACAUUUUAUAUUUUCUUUUCAGUGGUCAUUGAAAUCCUGAUCUUGAUUAAUUUCAUUGUAUUAUACCAAAUUUCUCACAUUAACCUCUUGUUAUUGGCACAUUUUAUUCUCAAAAGUGCCUUCUUCCAAAUAAUUUGUCCUGUAAAAAAAACUAAUAACCAAUCAGUUCCUGCAGGACUAUUACUUACUCAUUACCCUCAAAACAAUAUUUUUCCUGUUUUUCAUUUCCUUUCUAUUGUUAAACUAGUUUUCAAUUCAACCGGCUAAUGAGCCACUUGAAUGCCACUUGAAAAUCCUGCGUAAAUUAUAUUAAUGGGUUACACUCGACUUGUGAUCUGUAAAGCCAGGUUAGGUUUGCAUUCCAAACAUUCUACUUUGGUGGUUUUCCCUCAGUCCUCUGUUGGUAGCAUUCUCAGGGUGUGGGUUCAUGCCCCACAUGAGGACUUUGAGCUCACAGUCAAGGCUGACUGGGUAGCAGUGCUGGGUAGCCCUGUGUUGUCAGAGGUGCCAUGACAAUAUUUGAAAAGAGAAGGGAGUUU
Messenger RNA from Callorhinchus milii (elephant shark), 4322 nucleotides. RefSeq names its product selenocysteine insertion sequence-binding protein 2. The record is from RefSeq and is a predicted model, not a curated record. Gene Ontology annotation, biological process: selenocysteine incorporation. Bases 80 to 2827 code for a protein of 915 amino acids. Gene Ontology annotation, cellular component: ribonucleoprotein complex. The transcript has 18 exons. NCBI's taxonomy places the organism in Eukaryota, Metazoa, Chordata, Chondrichthyes, Chimaeriformes, Callorhinchidae. Gene Ontology annotation, molecular function: selenocysteine insertion sequence binding; mRNA 3'-UTR binding; ribonucleoprotein complex binding.